UGGAGACUUCAACCAAAAUGUUUCUCGCAGCUCGGCAGCAGAUUCCAGGAUCUUUAAACUCAGACACGGCCCAGCUGCUGGUCAUCGUUUCUGACGGCAGGGGGCUCUUCCUGGAGGGGAAGGAGCGGGUGACGGCAGCAGUGCGAGCAGCUCGCGGCGCAAAUGUGUUUGUCAUCUUCGUGGUGCUCGACAACCCCAACUCACGGGACUCCAUCCUCGACAUCAAGGUCCCCAUAUUCAAAGGACCGGGAGAACUCCCAGAGAUCCGCUCCUACAUGGACGAGUUCCCCUUCCCCUUCUACGUCAUCCUGCGAGACGUCAACGCCCUUCCAGAGACGUUGAGCGACGCUCUCAGGCAGUGGUUUGAACUCGUCACGGCAGCCGACCAAUGAGAAGCCCUCUUUCUCACAAAGGGAGAAGUGUGCGGCGUCCGACUGCACCAAAAUGCACCACUCUGCUGCUAAGCUUCUCAGUCAGAACUGUAAAACAACCAACCAGAAGACGGAUUUACCGCUGUACAUGUGCCUUUAUUUUCUUAUUUUUACUGUAGAUUUUAGUAGAGUUUAAUAGCAACCUUUGCUGUUUUAUCUUUGUCAUCAGAAGAAUCGUGUUUCUUUUGUAACGUAACGAGGAUUGCUUUAACUUGCACGUCUCCGAUGAAAUGAUAGAAGUAAAAACUUGUGAAUUCAUUGCGUGUGAACCACCUCAGUGAAGAGUCAGUAAAUACCUCUGUCCACCUUGUACAAUCCCCCCCAAACCGUUUGUGUGGAUGUGACAGUCGGUGCUGCAGAGAUCAUCCGAACCAUACAUGUGAAGCGUGAACACGGCAGCUGUACAGAGCUGUGCUUUGUGAAAACGGACGUCACGGCCUGCAGUAGCAUGUUGUCGCGGCCGUGACCGACGCUCGGAGGAACUCAAAAAUGUGCCUUGGGGAGGAGAACGGUGUUGCAUCUCUCUCCACAGCUGGAUCAGCUGCUGGUUGACGGGUCAGAGGCACGGCCACAGCUCUGUCACAGGUUUUUAUAGAAACUCAAAUCUCAUACACUUUAAAGCACAACCGCGGUUCCGCAGAUGCCAGUUUUAAACGAAUGCCCCAGUAUGAACCAGUUUUUGUGGUUUGAAGACGACAUAUCUGCCGCGUUGGUCUCAACAACUGCUGAACGAACAGCUCAUCACCGUGUCUGUUAGGAGUAGAUGGAAUGUUUAUCAUCACCUCUGUGUUUCGUAGCAUAAACGUACGUGUCAGCAGACUCUGGCCAUAUUUAAGAGCAUCCAUCUGUUAAAUCAUGACACGAAUGAUCCUGACAAUAAACAGUUUAAAAA
Messenger RNA from Paralichthys olivaceus (Japanese flounder), 1323 nucleotides. The record is from RefSeq and is a predicted model, not a curated record. Lineage: Eukaryota; Metazoa; Chordata; Actinopteri; Pleuronectiformes; Paralichthyidae.